Messenger RNA from Caenorhabditis remanei, 1317 nucleotides. RefSeq lists its product as uncharacterized. Gene Ontology annotation, molecular function: snoRNA binding. Bases 1 to 1317 code for a protein of 438 amino acids. Gene Ontology annotation, biological process: rRNA processing. The record is from RefSeq and is a predicted model, not a curated record. The transcript is spliced from 10 exons. Gene Ontology annotation, cellular component: cytoplasm; nucleolus; preribosome, small subunit precursor. NCBI's taxonomy places the organism in Eukaryota, Metazoa, Nematoda, Chromadorea, Rhabditida, Rhabditidae.
AUGGUGAAAAAGAAUUUGAAAGGACGAGGAGACAAGUUGUCUGCCAAUGCUCCGCUUGAUAAUCAAUUGGAAGCUGGGAAUGUCGCGAAACAGCGCGAAGAGCUUCGUGAAAAACAAAAGAGGAAACGUGAGGAGUCGGAGACAGACGAGUUUGUUCCGAAUUCAUUGUCGUCUAAAAUUCUCAACGAAUCUCGUAAACAACUUCUGGAAGAAGCAAUAGAAGAGAAUGGGGAUGCUGACUCCUCCACUGCUCGUGUACCGAAGAGACAACGCGGAAGUUGGCUCGGAGGUGAUGAACAAUCGGAGGGGGAUGAAGAAGACAAUGAGGAUGAACAAGAAGAAGACAACGGAUUUGAAGAUCAAAUUAUUGAACUCGAUCCUCAGGAUGAGGCUGAUUUGGCAAGAUUCCUCAAGAAGGACGCAGCUCAAAUGUCGACUCUAUAUGAUAUCAUUCAAGCAAAAAUUGAAUCAAAGCAGAACGAUGCUGAAUUAGCGCUCAGUCAAGUUGAUCCUAAUGAAUUCAACAUGCGUGAUAUGGAUUCGGAAGUUGUAGAAAUGUACGAGCAGAUUGGGCAAUAUAUGUCAAAGUACCGAAGUGGAAAAGUUCCGAAAGCGUUCAAAAUCAUUCCAAAAAUGAUCAACUGGGAGCAGAUUCUUUUCCUUACGAAGCCAGAAACUUGGACAGCCGCUGCGAUGUAUCAAGCUACAAGACUUUUUGCUUCUAAUAUGAAUCCAAAAAUGUGCCAGAGAUUCUACACACUCGUUCUCCUUCCACGUCUUCGCGACGAUAUUGAUGAAUUCAAGAAAUUGAAUUAUCACCUUUAUCAGGCGCUCUGUAAAGCUAUUUACAAGCCAUCCGCUUUUUUCAAAGGAUUGAUUCUUCCAUUAUUAGAAGUAAGUUCUGUGCUCACUAAAGUUCCUAUUCCAAUUUUCCAUUCGGCCGCAGCCAUGCUGAAAAUUGCUGAGAUGGAAUACACCGGCGCCAAUUCGGUGUUUUUACGCGCUCUCAUUGACAAGAAAUACGCUCUUCCAUACCAAGCAGUUGAUGGUGUUGUGAAUCAUUUCAUUCGUCUGAAAACCGAUGAGCGAGACAUGCCAGUGUUGUGGCACCAGUGCUUGUUAGCGUUAUGCCAACGAUACAAAAAUGAUCUGAGCGCUGAGCAGAAGGCUGCGAUUCACGAACUGAUCAGAUUCCACGGUCACUAUCUCAUCUCUCCAGAAAUUCGUCGAGAACUCGAGUCUAAGGAGACUGAAGAUGGGCACAUCAUCACUUCUGUGGUUGUUGAAGGAAGAAAGACCGAUAGUAUGGAAUUCUGA